This is a messenger RNA of Gordionus sp. m RMFG-2023, 3456 nucleotides long. RefSeq names its product ubinuclein-1-like. The transcript is spliced from 11 exons. Gene Ontology annotation, biological process: chromatin organization. NCBI's taxonomy places the organism in Eukaryota, Metazoa, Nematomorpha, Gordioida, Chordodea, Parachordodidae. Bases 114 to 3377 code for a protein of 1087 amino acids. The record is from RefSeq and is a predicted model, not a curated record. Gene Ontology annotation, cellular component: nucleus.
UCAUUAUAAAAAUGUCCAUGUUGGGGUUGUUCUUUUGAAAAUUUUAUCACAAUCCCGCCAUGUUUGACCAUGUCUCCUGAGUAGUCGUUUUCUUAUUUACCUUUACUUAUGCAAUGAAUAACGCCAAACCGACUAUAAAGGAUGCUAAUUUAUCGAUUAAUAAAGUCAAAAAUACCAUACGAUUUAAUAUAAAGUUGGAGGAAUCAAACGAAACCACUUGCCCUGAAAUAUUCUAUUCCGAGCUAUAUAAGAGUGAAUACCAUAAGCAGAAAGAUGGUAGAGCUAUAAAAAAAGAUGAAAGUGAUUCUUCUAGUCCUGAUGCUUUUAAUUCUAAGGAAAGAAAGAUUGAAGAAGAAAGAAUAUCAACAAUUGUUCAAAGUUUGGAAGCUAAAUAUGGUUCAAAUAGAUCCAAGAAGAAGAAGAAGAAAUUUAGGAAGAAAAUUGUUGACCUAUUAGACAUGGGAAUGGGUUAUGAUGAAUCUGAUAGCUUUAUAGAUAAUUCAGAAGCAUAUGAUGAAUUGGUGCCUUCGACGCUUACAACAAAAUUGGGUGGCUUUUAUAUAAAUUCCGGUAUUUUGGAAUUCAAGGAACUAACCUCAUCCUCGAGUGAUGAGGAUGAAUUGUCGCUACCAGAUAAGAGUGAAUCCGCUGCCAUUGACAACAAUUCUGCGGAUGCUAAAAAUAACGCUCUUGGCAAUCGCCCCGAAAUCGCGAUCGUAGAAUUAAAAAACCUCAACCAUCGCACCGUUAACAAUAAUAAACAACAUUUCGUACAGAAUAGUCGCGUUCUGCUGACCAAAAAAUUAGCGCAUGAUUUAAAGAACGCUAGCAUCGGCAAAAAAACUUCCCACUACAGCCCCAUAACACUUGUCAAGGACAGAAAGAAAAUGAACAAAAAGAGCCCUAUCAUUAGUAAUCAAUCCAGCACCUCCUCCCCAAUCCCUUCCCUAUCUAAUGACCAAAAACAUCUCGGCAACAAAUUGUCCUCUCCUCACGUCGUCACUAACAACAGUCUGGCUGCAAAGCUCUCCAAAAAACUCAUCAAAAAGUCCUCCGCCAUUUCCGGCUCAUCCCCCAAUCUGACUCCCUCGCCUCAUCACCCAUUCAAAUCUUCCAACAAUCAAUCGUCAUCUAAUUCUCAGCCUACAUUGUCAAAUACCUGCGCCAUUCAAAAUUUAACGCCUGAUGUAAGCCACAAUCAAAACACUUCAAGCUUCUACUACACUCUGAAUGACACUCUUAAAUCGUUGGUUGAUCAAUUGAUACACAUAUCUUCUACCUCAACCCCGCCAGCCUCCUGCUCUACCGCAUCUUUUAACCUCGUCAAAAACUCGGAAAAAUUGGCGUCCCCGCGAUUUUUCACACCUCAAAUAAAUGCUGUCCUGCUUUCGGUCGAAAACGAGUCCCGCAAGAGCCUCAAUUACACGCAACGAUCUCGCAUGUACGACCUUAUAAUGCGCCACGUGCCCUGUAGCCGAGAUACCCUUUUGAAAAGGACCAAGAGACUUUGGCAAGAAGACAAAGAACACAGGCUGGACAAAGCCCUCGGACAGUUUCACAAUGCACUCAAAUGCGUCGACAAAUCGCAAAAGGAAGCCAUUUCCGACCCCCAAUGGCCUAAACUGACGAGCGAGCUGGUGCUAACCAAUCAUGCUCGGAGAUUCCUCGAAGAAGUGGUCACCUUAAAAUUGGAAUUCUGGGACAGACAAAGGCAUUACCAUAGCCAUAGCUCUCAAAUCACGCCCCUUUUAUACGUUUUGGAAUUCGUCAAAACUGACAUUGUCUCCCGUUUCCCACGGAAUUCUGACGAACUCAAUAUCGAGUUUUUAAAGAAUUUUAUAGAGCCGUUCGUUGACGCUUAUCAAAUUUUUACCAACUCAAAAAAGGUGAAGAAACACCAUACCAACAGACUUAUAAGCAAAGUAAUUUCUCCGACAGAGAAAAUUCUAGUGCCACCACUCGAAGAUUCUACAUAUGCCCUGCUGCCCUCAUCCACUACUUUACCAAUCAAAUGUUCGAAUAAAACCACUCCCCCUGCCUCAAAUACUAGCUACAGCUCUGCCAAUGAUUUAGACAAGGCUCCAAAACUUCUACUCGCCAGUAUUAGCAAAAACAAUGGCAACCACCCGUCCACCUUUCUCAAACGCAAAAUUAAACCUAUUCCGGUUUCACAUUUUGGCAAUACCACCUCACCUCCUAUAACCAUUCUCGUUUCAACGCCCAUCAUUGAAACCUCCCUCAAAACGUCAUCCCCAGAUGAUUCACAUAUUCCUAGUUCCCAAUACAAACGUAAAAUAGAUCCGACGUCAUAUGCUAACGAAAUGGAUUCAGAUCUUACCACUUCCUUCAAUCCUAUCAUCAAAAAGUUGGACACUCGUUCUACCCCUGUCAGAUAUUCCCUCAAUCAGCCUGCCUUGUCAUUGGCAACCUCCUCCACCCACGAUUUAGCUUCCGACUUGAAGCUCAACGUGAGCCUCAAAAUGCAGUCCUUAUCGUUAAAUAGAAAGUUGUCUUCCCCCAUCAUCGAGCCACUUGACUACCCUAUUCCUAAAAUCGGCGCCCCGAUACACAAGUUGCACGCACCUUAUUUAACAACCGAUCUAGUACCGAGCUUAUCCCAUUUAAAGGACAUGGAGAUGCUAGCACUCGGGCCCACUAUGCUACCCCCUCAUCUUGGGAUCAACGACGAUAUAUCCGGCUUUAUAGUUAACGCCAUUAGGAAAGAGUUAGGGUCAUCUCCCGACAAAGUUCAUCAUUCUAAACCCUUCGAGUUUCUGGAGGCUAAUAAUAGGGACCCAAUCCUCCGUUCUAAGACAAUGGUUAACCCUGAAACUGGAAUCCUGAUGAACCCUCCAUCUUUUUUUCCACCAUACCCCAUCGGUUCCCUCCCCUAUUCCAACAUGAUUGUUCAUUCCUUGCAAUCUAUCAACUCCUCGAAACAAUCAUUUUUAUCUAAUGCUGAAGCCAAAAAUAAUCAAUUAAUUCGGCCCAAAUCGGACAAACUUAAAAAAAAUGUUGGCCACCCACUGGGUAAUAAUAUACCACCUUCUUCCUUGUUCGAUAGCAUGUCGGGCUUUCACGCCAUGUUACAAUAUCAUCAAAAGCACAAACUCAUGACGGGUAGUCAACAAUUACCCUUUGUGUUUCCCACUUUGCCCCAUGAAAUUUCUCCCCUACCCUUUCUCAACCCAAAUUUCUCUUCGAACUCAUCUGAAAACAGAACAUUUAACCAUAAGCAAAAAAUUUUACCCACUAGUCUGCAAGAUAUCGUCUCCAAAUCUGUAAACAAUGCCACUUUACAGAAUGAGGACUCCGAAUUUCCCCAGAAAUCCAUCGAUUCAAAUUUACAGACCAUCAUAACGUUAGAUGAUGAAUGAUGCAUAAUAUUGUAUUAAUAACAUUUUCAGUUUGUAUAUAAUGUAACUUUUUUGUUAGUUGAAGAUGAUAAUUUUUUUU